Molecule: messenger RNA, 1686 nt
Organism: Ectocarpus sp. CCAP 1310/34
Lineage: Eukaryota; Phaeophyceae; Ectocarpales; Ectocarpaceae
Source: the annotation of a GenBank genome assembly
AUGGCAAAACUGGCAAAGGGUCGCCCGAAAGUCGUGCCAGGUCAGGCACCGUUCGUGAUUGUACCAGAUGAAUGCAUCUAUGUGGACCAGCAGACGCUCAAGCUUCAGGAGAGCCCGGAAGUCGUCCCGACCGGCGAGAUGCCUCGCAACAUCAUCGUGGUUCUCGACCGAAACCUCGUGGACAAGGUGUCCCCUGGUACCCGCGUCUCCAUCAUGGGAAUCGCCUCGUUGUACAACUCCGCCGCUGCGAAGAAGCAGGUCGGAGGUGUGGCCAUUCGCACUCCCUUCAUGCAGGUUGUGGGUAUCGCGGUGGAAAGCGAGGGGGCUGGUCGCGCGUCCGUCUCCUUCACGCCGGCAGAAGAGGAAAAGUUCCUUGCCAUGUCGCGAACGCCAGACAUCUACCAGAAGAUGGCGUCGUCGAUCUCUCCCUCCAUCUCCGGAGACUACACCGUCGACAUCAAGCGAGCGCUGGCUUGCUUGCUCUUCGGGGGGUCGCGAAAGGUGCGCACUCGUCUUCGCGGAGACAUCAACGUGCUCCUGCUGGGAGACCCGUCUACCGCCAAGAGCCAGUUCCUCAAGUUCAUAGAAAAGGUGGCUCCCGUUGGGGUGUAUACGUCUGGAAAGGGCAGCAGCGCAGCGGGUCUCACGGCCUCGGUAAUCAAGGACUCUAGAGGGGAGUUCUACCUGGAGGGGGGUGCCAUGGUGCUGGCCGAUGGAGGAGUUGUUUGCAUCGACGAAUUCGACAAGGCGAGGGGGCUUUGGCAGAGUUUGAGGGGGCGGAGGGGGGCGGGGGAGGGGAGGCAGACUGCUUUGCUUUGUCCCGCUUGCUUCCCACGGCACUUGGCGAAGGAAAAACAUAUUAACCUGUUGCUGGUUGCUGUCUAGGUAAAGUGAUGGGAAUGACUAGCUCGUGGCAAUGGCGGCAAAACGCUGGCCCACCCCAAAGGAUGAGGAUUAGACGUGAAAGCAGCGCCCUCGAUGUUGUGGUAGAACCGCGAUCACCCCACCUCCAUCCUCUCGACAGUUAUUCGGCAGAUAAGCGUUCUCUAGUACUUUUUGAAACCCAAGCUAUUCCGGCGCUGAGGACCAUCAUGUAUGUAGCAGCCUGUAUUGUUGUGCGUACUUUGGAUCCUUCCCCCGGGUGCUUAUGCCGCAGAAUAUUCACCGGUACCCUCACUUUUCGGGCGCUCCGUACCUGGUGUCAUCGUUGCCCCAUCAUAUUUCAUAUUUUAUCUUUCAUCUUUCAUCUUGUGACACUAAGAUGAGGGAGUCGGACCGCGUUGCGAUUCACGAGGCGAUGGAGCAGCAGACCAUUUCGGUGGCGAAAGCGGGCAUCACCACGAUCCUCAACAGGCAUGUGUGACGCUCGCUAACCCUUACCACGGAGGACGACUUAGGGCCUUGAUUGAAAAUAUUGACUGAACCACCUGUUAGGCAUUAACAUCAUACAUAAGUACAUGGUUCUUGAUGCUUGUUCCAAUCUGUUUGAUAUGACACUAUGCUACGUGUAUCCAUUUAAUCCGCAUGACGUUCAUUCGAUUCACGAAAGAUGGGCCGGGCCCAUUGUUUCGCUCUCGGCUUCGGUAUCGCAUUGCUGCUACUAGAUUUCGACGAUUUACGCUAUCUACGCUUGCUACGAAGUUCCUCUCGGUCGCUGCCGUACCUCGCACAUACUGUAAUUAUUUG